AUGCGCCUGCCAGCUGCGGCCAGCGGUCGGCGCGCCCCGAGCCGGCGGCCGGAGGCCGGACCCGGAUCCCGGAACCGCGAGCCGCCCCGCCCCUGGCCCGCCCCAGGCCCGCCCCACCUGCGCACCGCCCCUUCCCGGCGGCAGCCAAUGCUGCACCCCCACCUGAAUGGGCCCCCACGUGGGCGGACUUGGGCUUCCUYCUCCGGCUGGGGUGCAUUUGGGCACGUGAGUGUGGCACACCUCCUUUUGGAUCACGGGGCUGAUGUCAAUGCCCAGAACCGGCUGGGGGCCAGUGUGCUCACUGUGGCAUCUCGGGGUGGCCACCUGGGUGUGGUGAAGCUGCUGCUGGAAGCUGGUGCUUUUGUGGACCAUCCCGGCCGCUCUGGGGAGCAGCCGGGAAUGGGAGGUGGCAGGGAUGAGCUGCUGGACAUUACAGCCCUGAUGGCCGCCAUCCAGCACGGGCAUGAGGCUGUGGCGCGUCUGCUGAUGGAAUGGGGUGCGGAUCCCAACCAUGCAGCGCGGACUGUGGGCUGGAGCCCGCUGAUGCUGGCAGCACUCACCGGGAGGCUCGGCAUGGCCCAGCAGCUGGUGGAGAAGGGAGCCAACCCCGACCACCUCAGCGUACUGGAGAAGACCGCCUUCGAGGUAGCACUUGACCGCAAGCACAGAGACCUUGCAGACUACCUGGACCCGAUGACCACAGUCAGGCCCAAAACAGAUGAAGAGAAAAGGCGACCAGAUAUUUUCCAUGCAUUGAAAAUGGGAAACUUCCAGCUGGUCAAGGAGAUUGCUGACGAAGACCCCAACCACGUGAACCUGGUCAAUGGGGACGGGGCGACCCCACUGAUGCUGGCAGCCGUCACGGGGCAGCUGCCGCUGGUGCAGCUGCUGGUGGAGAGGCAUGCGGACGUUGACAAGCAGGACAGCGUGCACGGCUGGACGGCCCUCAUGCAGGCCACCUACCAUGGGAACAAGGAAAUUGUCAAAUAUCUGCUAAACCAAGGGGCUGAUGUCACUCUUCGGGCAAAAAACGGGUACACGGCCUUUGACCUAGUGAUGCUGCUGAAUGAUCCCGACACGGAACUUGUUCGACUGCUGGCAUCUGUCUGCAUGCAGGUGAAUAAGGACAGGGGCCGGCACAGCCGCCCGCCCCCGCUCGCCUCGAAGGUCAGACAGCCCUGCAGCCUCCCCGUGCUGCCCGACGACAAGGGUGGGCUCAAGUCCUGGUGGAACCGAAUGUCCAAUCGGUUCCGCAAGCUCAAGCUGAUGCAGACGCUGCCCCGUGGGCUGUCCAGCAACCAGCCCCUGCCUUUCUGUGAUGAGCCCGAGCCAGCCCUGGACUCCACCAUGAGGGCAGCCCCCCAGGACAGGACAAGCCGCCURGGGCUCCCUGAUGCAGCCCCUGUGACCAAAGACAGUGGUCCCGGGAGCACAAGAGGAGAAAAGGAGGAUGCAUUAUUGACCACCAUGCUGCGAAACGGAGCCCCCUUCACCAGACUCCCGAGUGACAAGCUGAAGGCCGUCAUCCCCCCCUUCCUGCCCCCUUCCAGCUUUGAGCUGUGGAGCUCUGACCGGUCCCGGACGUGUCCCCACGGGAAGGCGGACCCCGCCAAGACUGUGCUGCCCCAGAGAGCCAGCAGGGGCCACCCUGGGGGCAGCGGGGGCACUGACACGACUCCCGUCCGGCCAGUUAAAUUUCCCAGUCUCUCCAGAAGCCCAGCCUCUCCUGCCAGUUCUGGAAACUUCAACCACUCGCCUCAUUCCUCAGGCGGCUCCAGUGGGGUCGGGGGCAUGAGCCGGCACGGCGGGGAGCUCCACAGCCGCUCAGGUGGCAGCGUGGAUAGCGUCUUGUCCCAGAUCGCUGCCCAGAGGAAGAAAGCAGCCGGCUUGUCGGAGCAGAAGCCCAGCCAGCRGUCCAGCCCUGUGGGGCCAGCACCRGGGUCCGGCCCGUCCAGCCCRUCCGAGCGUCCYGUCUCUCCUGCGGGCACCGCCGUUCCCAGCAGCAAGAAAUUGGACACCAGCCCAAGGCCGGCCUCUGGAACCAGCUCGACCUCCAAAAGCACCUCCCCGACCCUCACGCCCUCCCCUUCACCCAAAGGGCACGCUGCGGAGUCCUCUGUGUCGUCCUCCUCCUCCCAGAGGCAGUCCAAGAGCAGCGGGGGCUCCAGCAGUGGCACCAUCACAGACGAGGAUGAACUGACUGGAAUCCUUAAGAAACUGUCACUUGAGAAAUACCAGCCUAUUUUUGAAGAACAGGAGGUGGACAUGGAAGCGUUCCUCACGCUCACCGAYGGCGACCUGCAGGAGCUCGGCAUUAAGACAGAUGGAUCCCGGCARCAGAUUUUGGCAGCCAUCUCUGAGCUGAAUGCAGGCAAGGGACGCGAGAGGCAGAUCUUGCAGGAGACCAUUCACAACUUCCACUCUUCCUUUGAGAGCAGCGCCAGCAACACCAGGGCCCCCGGCAGCAGCCCCUCCGUAGCUGGGUGGGUGAGACCAGAGGAAGCAACCUCCAGCAAGAGGUAGCAGCAGCUUUGAUGGCUCUGCUGGCAUCAGAGCCCCAAGGAGUGGAGAGUUGUCCGGUGGAUCCCUGCCCUCCGGCUGGUGCCUAUGUCACUGGGAUUCCUGGCAAGGUGGACAGAAAGAAGGAAGGCUGGCCCAGUCAUCGGAGCCGAUCCAGCAGGCAGAGAGGGAACCUCAUGAUUGCUCCUGCYGUAGAGACACCUGAAGACAUGGUGUAGGCCGGGCCCACAGCUGGACGGCUGUGGACAUCCACCCUGAGCUGUGCACCCAAGUAAGCGCCACCUGAGGGGCCCUUCCUGAAAAGACUCUGCAGGCCAGAUGAAGGUGACAUCUGCAGAAGGUGGAGCAGCCUCCCGUGGCCACCCUUGUGCAUUCGAAGCAAGUUAAUCGUAUCUUAUUAACCCGCGGGUCCUGCUCGACCUGUAAAGAGACCUGGUGYUUCCCUAAUAAAGUUGACA
Molecule: messenger RNA, 2978 nt
Organism: Urocitellus parryii (Arctic ground squirrel)
Lineage: Eukaryota; Metazoa; Chordata; Mammalia; Rodentia; Sciuridae
Source: RefSeq, a predicted model, not a curated record